This is a messenger RNA of Centropristis striata (black sea bass), 3509 nucleotides long. Its product is annotated as membrane-associated phosphatidylinositol transfer protein 2-like. Gene Ontology annotation, biological process: phospholipid transport. Lineage: Eukaryota; Metazoa; Chordata; Actinopteri; Perciformes; Serranidae. The transcript is spliced from 20 exons. The coding region runs from base 289 to 3318 and encodes 1009 amino acids. The record is from RefSeq and is a predicted model, not a curated record. Gene Ontology annotation, cellular component: cytoplasm. Gene Ontology annotation, molecular function: phosphatidylcholine intramembrane carrier activity; phosphatidylinositol transfer activity; phosphatidylinositol binding.
UAGCAGUUCUAAAUGACUAAAUGUAAAUGUAAAUUAUGAUGUGUUAUUUGCUAAACAGCGUUCCCUUUGUUCUUCUGGUUGAAGAACAGCAGACUUCACUGUGUCCCUCCUUCCUUCAGGACAUUUAACCGUGGCUCUCUGACAAUACAUUCUGAAUUUGGCAACAAUAACAGCAUAUUUUUUUAAGGUUAAUCCACUUUAGUUCAUUAAUGUCACAGGAACAUGAUUUGUGGGUCACUAAAAUGCCAAUAAAUCCUCGUUUCUGUCCUUCCAGGCCUCCGUAAAGUGAUGGUCCGGGCCCACCGGCAGGCGUGGUGCUGGCAGGACGAGUGGUACGGCCUGACCAUCGAGGACAUCCGGCAGCUGGAGCUGGAGACGCAGCUGGCGUUAGCCAAGAAGAUGGCCCAGUUCAGCCUGAGCGAGGAGGGGGGCGCCGAGGCCAACGGCUCCUCGGUGAGCCAGGAGCAGGAGCAGGGAGCGGAGGAGGUGGGGGGGUCGGCCGCGGAGGCAGAAGGAGGAGCAGGGAAGCUGGGAGACUCUCUGGAGAGCCGAGGGGAGCUCACCAAGCAGUGGUCAACGUCCUCCAGGUCCUCCAACAGGUCCUCCAAGAGGGGCGGGAGUCCUUCUCAUCAGAGCAUCUCAGAGUGGAGGAUGCAGAGCAUCGCUAGAGACUCAGAGGACAGCACAGACGAUGAGUUCUUUGAUGCUCACGAGGACUUCUCUGACAACGAGGAGAUGUUUGCUAAGGAGAUCACCAAGUGGAGCUCCAACGACCUGAUGGAUAAGAUAGAAACAAUAGAGGUGGAUGAAGCACAAGAAACGUUGUAUCAGGAGUCGGGUGGAGACUACACCACGAUGAGUAAUGAGGAGAGGCAGAUGGAGGACUGUUCGUCUCAGCAGUGUCUCCAGCCAGCCAAAACUCACGUCCUGGUUCUGGUCCUGCACGGAGGAAACAUCCUGGACACUGGCUCUGGUGAACAGAACAGCAAGCAGGGAGAUGUAAACACUCUGAGUGGAGCCUUUGAGACGGUGAUGAGGGUCCAUUACCCCGCCGUGCUGGGCCGCAUCGCCAUCCGGAUGGUCCCGUGUCCCGCCGUGUGUGUCGACGCCUUCUCGCUCGUCUCCAACCUCAGCCCCUACAGCUACGACGAGAGCUGCCUGUCCAGCAGUCAGGACCACAUCCCCCUGGCGGCGCUGCCCCUCCUCGCCACGUCUGCGCCGCAGUACCAGGACGCCGUGGCCACCGUCAUCCUACGAGCCAAUCAGGUGUACGCCGACUUCAUCAGGUCUUUAGAAGGAGCGUCUUUCAGCGGACAGGUGUGUGUGAUCGGAGACUGUGUCGGAGGAAUCCUGGGGUUUGAUGCUCUGUGCAGCAGCUCGGUGACGGUGUCAGAGAGUCAGAACAGCAGCAGGCGAGGCAGCGCCAUCAGCGUCCAGGACACGGAUCUUCUCUCUCCAGGAAUCGUCAUCAACAGCGUCUCUCCGUCCUCGCCGUCCCUGGAAGGAAGCCGCCACCUCAGCCGCAGCAACAUCGACAUCCCCCGCAGCUCGGGGCCCGACGACCCCAAGAGACAACUUCCACGCAAGCGCAGCGACUCGUCCACGUACGAGCUGGACACCAUCAAACACCACCAGGCCUUCCUGUCCAGUCUCCACUCCAGCGUGCUGCACGGCGAGCCGGGCUCGCGGCGCUCCAGCAGCAGCACCAUGCUGGAAGGAGGAACGCUGGGAAAGUUUGACUUCGAGGUGACGGACUUCUUCAUGUUCGGCUCUCCUCUGGGGCUCGUGCUCGCUCUGAGGAAGACUGUGGUGCCCUCGUUAGAUGUGUCUGCUCUGCGUCCAGCCUGUCAGCAGGUUUAUAACCUGUUCCAUCCAGCCGACCCGUCGGCCUCGCGCCUCGAGCCGCUCCUGGACAAACGCUUCCACCUGCUGCCGCCGCUCAGCGUCUCUCGCUACCAGCGAUUCCCCCUGGGGGACGGACACUCGGCGCUGCUGGUGGACACGGUGCAGAGUAACCCUCAGCUGCUGAUGGAGUCUGCUGGAGCCGUGUCUCACCGCUGCCUGGACGGCUCCGUCAACGAGACGUCCAUCCCCGUCCCCGUCCUCAACUGGCAGCUCCACACAGAGACGGAUUCUCUCCACUCUCACAUGUUUGUGGACGGCCAGGCGUCCACGUCCCCGGGAGUCCCUCACCUCCGCUGCAACCGCCGGGCGAGCGAGGCCAGCAUCGCCAGCCAGGUGUCGGGCAUCGCCGACUCCUACACCGCCUCCAACAUCGCCACCAUUGCCUCCCGGUGGUGGGGCUGUAAGAGGAUGGACUACGCUCUGUACUGCCCUGAUGCCCUCACAGCGUUCCCCACCGUGGCGCUGCCUCAUCUCUUCCACGCCUCCUACUGGGAGUCCACCGACGUCGUCUCUUUCCUGCUCAGACAGGUGAUGAGACAUGAGAACUCCAGUAUUUUGGAGCUGGACGGUAAAGAAGUGUCUGAAUUCACUCCGUCCAAACCGCGAGAGAAGUGGCUUCGCAAGAGGACGCACGUUAAGAUCAGGAACGUGACCGCUAACCACCGAGUGAACGACGCCGUGUUCACGGAGGACGGAGCCCAGAUGGUGAUGGGUCGCUUCAUGUACGGCCCUCUGGACAUGGUCACCCUCACUGGAGAGAAGAUUGACAUCCACAUCAUGACCCAGCCUCCCUCUGGAGAGUGGGUCCACUUCAACACGGAGCUCACCAACAGCAGCGGGCGCGUCUCUUACGUGCUCCCUGACAACAAGAAGCUGGGGAUCGGCGUCUAUCCUGUCAAAAUGGUGGUCAGGGGCGACCACACCUUUGCAGACAGUUAUCUCUCUAUUGUUCCUCGAGGAACGGAGUUUGUUGUGUUCAGUAUUGACGGGUCGUUUGCUGCCAGCGUGUCUAUAAUGGGCAGCGAUCCCAAGGUCCGAGCUGGAGCUGUGGACGUGGUGAGGUACUGGCAGGACCUGGGCUACCUUAUCGUCUACGUGACGGGUCGUCCUGACAUGCAGAAGCAGCGUGUGGUGGCCUGGCUCUCUCAGCAUAACUUCCCUCACGGCAUCGUUUCCUUCUGCGACGGGCUGGUUCACGACCCGCUCCGGCACAAGGCCAACUUCCUCAAAUGCCUCAUCAACGAGGCCCACAUGAGGAUCUUUGCAGCCUACGGAUCCACCAAGGACAUAUCUGUGUACUCGUCUAUCGGCCUGCCUCCGUCUCAUAUCUACAUCGUGGGACGGCCCACCAAGAAGAUGCAGCACCAGUGUCAGGUACGGAAUAAAUCCGGAGAGGAAAGGCAGAAAUCCUAAAGCAUUUUAGUUUUGUUUUGUUCAGUCUGUUAGUUAAUCAUACUCAACAUUUUGACCAUCUGCUUUGAUGCAGAGACAAACUUUUAAAUAAGUCAUAAUAAAAGCAGCUUAUAAAAAAAAUAAAAGCUUAAAAUGUUUAUGAGAAACUAUUUUUCAAGUUCAUCAUAACUUUUCCAUGAUCUUGAGAAAAC